GAGCAGCAGCUCAUCUCAUUCUUUUUUUCUUGUUGCGUAGCGAAGAGUAAACGCAAAGACAAUGAAACAGCCGCCCGGCAGACUCGUGUGUGUCGUUACUUGAUCCUAAUUCGAAAUGCAAAGUGUUUGAGCGAGUAGGAUUACAAAAUAUCCUGAUUUCUUUGGUGUUUGGUUCCUUCAACGCAAAGAAAAUCCCAAGAUGGCGAUGAUCCAAGCCUUCCUGAACCGCGCACCGACGGCCAGCUCCCGCUCCCUGUCCGUGCUGUCCUUUCUGGAGAAACGUACUGCUCCUGGGUGCUUUGCAGAUUGAAUAUGUUACUGCAACAGUCGUCCGAGAAACCGUUUGUGCUUUCUUUUAUGUCGAAAUCUAAAUCUACUGACCCUGGUCAUCUAUUUUUAGGAAGGCCCUGUGUAGCUGGGGAAGAUGUGAAAAGGCGACCGCCAUGAAAGCCUCUGCAGCUCUUCCUCAUUGUGACAAGAUGACCGCAGUAUCAUAGACCGAGAUGUAGAUUUAGAUUCGUGGGUAUGUACUAGAGAACGAGAUUUAAAUAUCUUUAAAUUUUCAUUUGAAUCCACAAAUUUACGGAUGUUUUCUAUUUUAGACUUGUAGGUUAAUCUUUAAAUUUGAAUUUAGAUUUAGGAAAAAGACGGCAUUUACGUUGCUGUGUAUCAACUCGCCAAAAUUCUGUACAAUCUAGGUACCUUUACGGCGGCGGCUGCGGCGGCCACACAGAAGCUUCCAAAAGUGAACCAGUGCCUGACGAAUCCCUUGGGAAGUAUUUUUGCAUAAUCGGUGCUGCUGAUUUGCAUUCAAGUGCUCAUUGCGGGUCCUGUUCUCUGUCUUUUUCUGGUCGUAGCCGGUUUUUUUUCCUGACAGACUUGUAUGCACAUGGUCAACGAAUUAUGACAGCGACAAGAAGCACUUACAGGUGUGCGGCAUGCGGGAGCCUCCACGUUGGCCUGCGGUAUCGCGACCGUGGCCUUGGGCGGCGUUGCGCAGGGUGUCGGAUCCGUCUUUGCGGCCCUAGUUGUGGGAACCGCACGAAACCCUGCAAUCAAGGACGACUUGUUACGGAGCCUAAACUUUUUGUCGCACCGCUAAGUAGUACCAUGCCUGGGGAUCGAAGUAUUCCAUCCGCCUCAAAGAUGGCAAGUAUUUGUUUCAAGUAGUACUCUGCAUGGCAAGUAUUUCCAAAUAGCAGUGCCAAAAGGCAGGUAGGAGCCCAAUUUUGCAGAAGAGCUUGUUGUCAUCAACACCUCGCAAGAACAAAGCACCGCGCUUCGCAGCACUUUGUCCCGCGGACCGAUAGAACGUUUAGAUUCCAUACCGGUUCGCUUACACGAUGAUUGGUUUUGGUUCCGUCGAUAUCCUGUGCAAAAGUAUCGCGCUCGUAUAAAUGAAUUACAAAUUUCCUGAGCAUGAGAAAAAAAAAUUGGCAUGCUGGUUUCCCUUAAGAAAAAUAUUUGUAAUGCAAGACUUGCAUUUUCAGUGCGACACUUUUGCACAGGAUAGUCGAGCUAAUGAUGUUCAUCGUGAUCGGUCUCGCCGUUAUGUUGCUUGUCUCGGAGUAGGCGCGUAAACAUCAUCAAGGGGUUCAUCAUGCAAUCGUGAUCUCUGGCGAAGGCGACGUUCUCAUGAUCACUCGCAAGGAUGAAACCGGAUCGUGUUGGUGACCCUCGCGGCUGCUCUACAAGGAUGCGUUCCGGUUUUUGGUGAAUGGCACGCUUCGAGCAUCUGCGACUCUAAAGAAAAUCCGGUAGCCAUCCCGAUUGCAAAUAGAACUCUAAAUCACAACCACGUGGUUAUCGUUUUGGAUCUAGAGGGAUAGUUCGUUGUUGGGGUUUAUUAAAAUUUAUGAAUGAUAUUUCAGACCUACGCAAGUUCGACAUUACUACUUCGAUGUACUUUCUUCGUAUCAAUUGUUUUUAGACAAUUUUACCGUUUUAUUUCUUCUUCUACUGAUUUUAUAUGCAGGGAGGUGUGUCAAUUUUGAACGAAAUUUAGUUUGAGCUUUUCUUGUUUACAGGUUUUAAAUAAGUGGACAGAUUGUGGGAUGUAAGUGGAGGACUAAAGUGCCUUCAAAUUUUCCUUUUUGGUUUUUUCUAAAUACUUUUUCGAUUUCCAGCUGCUUCGCAGCGAUAAUAUACAUAUGCUUGGGGAAGUGCUGGGUCGAUUUCUCUGCUCGUCGUGUUUUUCGAUGUGUUGCUGUCCGCCCGAAGGUGGGGAUCGCAACUGGUGCUGGUUCGUGCGUGUUGCACCGAGAGGAAAUGUUGUGACUGUAGAAGCGUAUGUGAGAGUUUCAUUGCAAAACCGCUUCAUGAAUGCCUGAGAAUACAAAGCAACAGGCUUUGUGCUUGUGCAGCAGCAAACCGAAAACAAAAUAUGUGAGGACGAUCGCACCAGAGAGGAGGAAACAAGCCAAAACGUCGUUGAAUGCUGAGGGAGAAGCGACGCAUUGCGCAUCGAGUGUGAAAAG
Amoebophrya sp. A120 is the source of this 2477-nucleotide messenger RNA. Lineage: Eukaryota; Dinophyceae; Syndiniales; Amoebophryaceae. The record is from the annotation of a GenBank genome assembly.